Motacilla alba alba is the source of this 23593-nucleotide messenger RNA. RefSeq names its product vesicle transport through interaction with t-SNAREs 1A (gene VTI1A). Lineage: Eukaryota; Metazoa; Chordata; Aves; Passeriformes; Motacillidae. Gene Ontology annotation, cellular component: endoplasmic reticulum membrane; late endosome membrane; ER to Golgi transport vesicle membrane. The transcript has 7 exons. Gene Ontology annotation, molecular function: SNARE binding; SNAP receptor activity. Bases 262 to 804 code for a protein of 180 amino acids. The record is from RefSeq and is a predicted model, not a curated record. Gene Ontology annotation, biological process: vesicle fusion with Golgi apparatus; intracellular protein transport; macroautophagy.
GGGCUGCGAGGCGGGAGUGACCCGUAGCUGCCGCCUCUCCUCGGUGCCUGCGGUGCGGCGCGAUCCCGCGUGCCAAUACCGCUCAGGGGUUGUCGGGAGGGCCGAGAGGGGCCGGGCCGUGCCGGUUAAAUCACCUGAGUUUCGCCGGAACGUGUGGCGAGGCGCCCGGGGGCGGGGUGGGGGACGCGUUUUGGUGUGGCAGAACGCGGAAGCGGCGCGGUCCGGAGCGGCGCCCCCGGCACCGGCAGCGCCAUCGCCGCGAUGUCCUCCGACUUCGAGAGCUACGAGCAGGACUUCGCCGUGCUCACGGCAGAGAUCACGGGCCGCAUCGGGAAGGUGCCGAAGCUGGUAGGAGAUGAGAAGAAGCAGAUGGUUGCAAAUGUUGAGAAACAGCUCGAAGAAGCAAGGGAACUGCUUGAGCAGAUGGAACUUGAAGUUCGAGAGAUCCCACCUCAAAGCCGAGGGAUGUACAGCAGUCGAAUGAGAAGCUACAAACAAGAAAUGGGAAAACUUGAAGCUGAUUUUAAAAGGUCACGAAUCGCCUACAGUGAUGAGGUGCGGAAUGAACUCCUAGGGGAUGACGGGAAUUCCUCAGAGAACCAGUUGAUAAAAUUACGUGAAGAGAGGGCACAUCUGCUCGAUAACACAGAGAGGCUGGAAAGGUCAUCUCGGAGACUAGAGGCUGGAUACCAAAUAGCAGUGGAAACCGGACAGAAGUUACCUACUCUGCUCAGAAACACGGUGCUGCAGUGGCUGGGACUCAAUGUGACCCCAGGUCUCAGGAUUACAGGACAUUUCUUAUGAUGGCUGGCUUAGUGGCUGGCUGGCACCUGGGGAAUUUUCUGCUCUGGAAGCAUUGUCUUUAAGGUAUACUGAAGUUAAAAAGAAAGGCUUAUGAAUUCAAAAUACCAGUUGUCAUCUACGAACAUUUAAUGCUUUAUUUUCUCUUCUGAUGUUCUCAGUAAUCACUAGAAAUGUUUACUUAAUUGAUGAGAAGUCUUAGGACUGAUACCAUGUCUAACUUACCCAAAGGAGAAGGAAAUAUAAAAUAAUCCACAAUGUUUUAAUUUUUAAAAAGUCAUGUUCAGAAUCCAGUUUAUGCAGUACAUCAGAAGGAGUUCAGUUUAUAAUUAUAAAAUCACUGAAUUUAACUUCUUAAUAGAUGUCACUGAUGGCAGACUUACUGAUUUCCAUAACUGAGAUGUUUUGAAAUUUUGCACUAAUGGUCAGUGGGGCACAAGCUAGUAAUAUUAUGAGAUGAGAUGUUCUGCUUAUCCUCUUUGUGAAUGACUUUUACUCUCCACAUUUUCCUUUAUUAAGGAAAUUUUCCAUUUACUUCCUAUUUGGGGAAAAAGUCUCUACAUUAUUAAAGUAUAUAAAAUAUUUGAUGCCAUAAAAUGGAUCUAUUUUAGUUUGAUAAACUAGAAAUAUCCUGCACUGUGAGGGUCAUAGCUUAUAAUACAUACUGUUAGUACUUUUUCAUUUUUCUAUAUUAGGAGAUUAGUGAAAAAUAAGCUCUAUCAAUUAAGUUUUAUUGCAAAAUUAUCUUCAGAUGUACAGCAGUGAAGAUGAUAUUGAGUGAUAACACUAGAGUGGAUUUUGUAUAAAGCAAUUACAACUUGAAAACCACAAUCUGAAUGAAAAUAUUGCUUAGGGUUUUUUGUAAUCUAGCAUUAAUACCAAAAAACUCUUCCUUUGGAAAGUGCUUAAAUUACCUCUAUUAAAUACAAGACAUUCCUAAGGUGUUCAUGUAUGCUGUUGACUGAAAAAUACUUAUAUUUGGUUUUACUGCUCAUGCUUUGUCAAAUCUGUAAAGUAAAUAUGAGUAUAUAGUUCCGCCUCAUAAGAUGUUUGUUUAGUAAUACCAUGUUUUCCUAAGAUAUUAAUUUUUAUAUGGAUAACAGAGUUCUUAAUUCGGAAAUUAUCUUGUGUAGAUGCAAUUUGAUGCUGUGAAAUUCUCUGCAUUCCUAAAAGCAGUAAUUUACCCUGAAGGAAGCAGCAAGCCCUUUUCCUCAUGUGAUGCAGUACAUAUAGCCACAUAUGUUUCUUCAACAUUAUUCUGGAGUUGAAAGUGCAUUGAGCUUUGAAAAAUUAAUUCCAAGAACUUCAGACAUGAAUUGUUUAAUUCUGCUGAUAAUGAAUGAAAUCUAUCCGAAUGCUCAAGUCAUUCCUUGUUCAAUUCUGCCAUCACACCUUUGGUGGGACAGGCAGUCCCUCAAAAUACAUGAAGGAAUCUGUUAAUUUAGAAAAACAAAGCCGGUUGUUCAAUAGCUACAAAGCAGUUCAGCCCCUUUUCAUGACAUAGGGAAUUUUGCUUGUGGCAUUCACUACCCAUUUUCGAACACCAUACAUCAAAAUGUUCUAUUGAGUACAAGAGAAGUUCAUCUGUAAAACACCCAAUUUGUAAUAAACUGAACAAUACUUUAAGGAGGGUGAAAUAAUUUCAGCACUGUAUCAGUUUUACUCCAUUGUUUCAUUGUAGAUAAAUAGUUUGUGUCUCUGACCACAUCUCCAGUGAUGCCAGCACAAAUCAGGACAAUUUAGUCAAGUGGUUACAGGUUUCCGACCUUUCAAAUUGAUCACAUUGAAAUAGCCCAUUAGGAAUAGAUUUAAAUCAGUUUGGAUAAGCUCAGUCUUAGUCCUGGCCCUUGAGGCUUUGGCUACUGAAAGUUCACUUGAAGCUGGACAUACACCAGCUCCACAGGCCAUCAACUUUAUUAGUGUGGAGAUAAGCUGAUUAGAUCUUGUCAAUCAAAGGUGCCAAUAUCUCAAUUGAGUGUCUCUCCCAGUCUUUCUCUCCUUCUUUGUUGCCUGCUUCAAUGCCUUAAAAAAAAAAAAAAAAAGAGAGAGAGAGAGCAAGCAAGAGAGAGAUGUGUGUGUGCAUCCCCCUGGUUGUCACCAAGCAGGGUGCAAGGGCACUGUGAUGAUGUGAUGACUAUAUUAAAGAGGACAUCAAUUUGUUUUAAAGUGUUUUGAUUUUUUAUGGUGGCAUUAAGAGAGAGAACAUUGUGGUUGCAGCUUUACUAGAAAGCAAAGAGUUCUAGAAGGGGAAAAAAAAAAAAAAAGUGUUUCUUUGAAACCUACCGGGUCUUUGAGUCUUGCUGUGCCAAUGGGCGCUUAACUGCUCCUGUAACUGGCAUACUCUGAUCCACCACCAGCUUAGGUACUGUUCUUCUCUCUAAAUUAUUCACUUACAUAAAAUAAAAUAAUUUUUGGAUGUUUAAUCCUUGUAGAAAUAAUUUUAAAUAUUUGUUAAAUAUAGCCUGCUUGGGAAAUGUUUAGUUAUGCUAGUAAUGAGCAUGUUGUAACAGUCUGGGAAAUUACUGCAUAAAUUAAGGUCGAGUUAGAACAUAUAGACUGAUCCUUUCACUGGAAAUGAAGUUAUGCAUGCACUGAAUAAGUACAUGCAGGUAUUUGCAUCUCUGCUUUGUAGAGGUAUAAAACAGAUAAAGAGAACAUCAGCUGUAAAAAUGGAAUAGCACAGUGUUUCAGCUUUGGGCUUCAUCAUAUACUUAAAGAUGGUAUAGAGGAAAACUGGGCUUUUGUUCUUCACAUCUGAAGUUUGCUCACACCAUGUCUCCCUCAUACUUCAAAUGCAAACAACAGAAGCCUGUCCUUUUCUUCCAUCACCCUACACUCACCACCCAAUGAAGGCAGGAGCUACAGCACUGCAGAACUACAUUGCCACACUGGAUUAUCUCUUUAUCAGUUAUUCUUCACUCCACUGUAUCAAUUUUCUGCUAACCAAUCAGGCACUCCUCUUAGAAAAGACUGUUUGACUAUUUCUUCUAGAUAAGUGUAUUUAUAGCUACACAGAUCCACACAGGCAACUCAUGUGCUAUGUCCUGGAGAGAGAAAGGGAAUUGCUUGCUCCUUCCAGGAGACUUGUAGUUAACCCUGCUUUUUGGGUAUAUUACAGGGGGAAAAAAUCUAAUAAUUGUGUUCAGAUCCUAAUUAUUCAAUUGCGUACUGGAGUUCUGGUAUAACUCUGGUUUCUGUUGCAAAGUGCAACGCCAUGUAUUUACACAGAGGAGAAUGAUGAUCUCUGAUCUCACCUUUGUUUCCUGCCAUUCUCACCAGCCCCUUGUUCAGGCUGCACAUGGAGAGGAAUGGCCAACUUUAGCACUAGGAGUAGGUAAUACUGAGCUGUUUAAAUUAUUGAAGUAGUUUUCUUUUGCCCCCCAUCCCAGAAAACAUAGUAAGUUUCAAGCAGGUUUAGAGACAUUUAUGUGGAAGAAGUUGUAGGGGAGAACAGCCUUACUGCCUUGUUGUUGCUAAUUAGAAUUCCUCUGUGUUUAGAUGGGGUUAUUGAGCUGUAUUUUUUUUUUCCAUGUUUAAUACACAGUUAACAGCUCUGACGCUUCAGCUACAGUCAAUCAGAAGCAAAUGUUCUUUUAAGAAGUUAUUGAAGGAAAUCUAUCUAACAGACCACUAGUCAAAUGAUGUACUUUUUUCCUCUGGCUGCUUCCCCUACUGAAAUCACAAACUCAUUGUUUAAAAUCUUAUUUUGAAGGCUGAAAAGAAAUGUGUUGGAGUUCCAACUUGCCCUUUAAUUGAUCUGCCUUACCUUCAUUAGUCAUAUUUUUUCACACUGAUGUUUGUUGUAAUGCAGUCAUCUUUGUAAACAUUUUUAUUUUUCUGGUUGUGUGGAACUGAAUCAUCAGUUGAAAAACAUGGUGAUAAUAUUUGAUAGAAUCUAGUGUUUCAAGAUAAGACUGGGUAGUCUGAUCACGACUUCUGAAAUAAUUUGUACGUUAUUAAAAAUAUGGUGUGCUCAACUUGAAAUUAUAAAUAGAUGGAAUACAUGUUUUGUCUUGACUAUUCCAAGAGUGUAAAAUAACAUUUUUAUCUCUUCUUUCAUGCAAGUUGCAAGUAGAAAAGCUGAGCUGUCUUCAUGGCUGAGUCUAAUGUAGUUUCAUAGAAUCAUAAAAUUUAUUGCAGUGUUUAUUUCAGCAGACCCUUCAGUUAAUACUUCUAUUCAGCUUAACAGAAGGGCAUAGAUGUCAGUAAAUACAAUUUCUAGAAAGAUUGUUAGCCAAAUAAGGAGGCAUUUUUGGCAAGUUUUUACUUCAGGGCUACAAUUGCUACUGAAGUUAUUUGAAGCUUGCAUCAUAUGUGUACUGUGUUUGGGUUGAGUGUGCCUAAUGAAAAUUAUAUAUGCUUGUAAACAUCCUCCCAUUGUUAUUUAAUAAAAGCAAAUGUAGAACAUAGCCAGAAGGACUUGUAUGCUAAGGCUCUCUUUGACAGCAGAUUUGUAAUGUUCUAAUUGAAAGUGCUUAAAACUCAUUUAAGGAGCAUCUGUAACUUUGAGGCCACCAUCUUGAGGGAAUGGUUUCAAUGUAGUCCAGUUUGGAUAUAAAUAAAAAAAAAAACCACUGGCAGUGCUUAGGGUUUUCUUCCUUGGGAAGUUUUAUUGUUGAGCAACCAAGACAACCAUUUGGUUCAUGGCAUUGUUACAGCUUGGAUGUGAAAGCCUGAAAAAAUCAUAAGUACACUCUUUUCCAUUGCGUUAAUUUCUUUUUUUUCUUCUUUUUUUUUUUAGAAAAAUUACUUUUUAGUACUGUUUAUUUUUUAAUCAGUUAAUUAUCAGUGAAACAACGUAAAUUAAGAAAAUUUGUAAAGUAAAAAAUAAGAACUGGAAUUAAUUACUCUGUACCUGGACUUCAUUCUCCAAGUUCCCCAAGACAUCUUCUAGAGAUGAUAUUUACUGGCUACCUCUGUGAUGAUUACAGAAAUGUGUUGCAUAUAUGGCAUUAGAUGCCCUAUUAGAGGUAUCCUCUGUGAGCUACCAAACAUGGAAGCAAAGAUGUUUUAGCAUUAAAAAAAGGAUAAAAUCAAUAUUUCUUUUAUGUUCUUCCUUGGAGUUUAGUCCAUCUUCAAGCAUUAGAGCUCCACAACUAUCCAUUUUCCCUGUUUACCCUGCAGCUUGCCAAUUUUCUAACCAGGGAGAAAUGUAAGUGAAUAUUGGAAAAUAAAACUGUGUUUCCCUAAGCUUCCUGUUCAGAAGACUUUUGAUUUUAAUGAAUUUGUCAGAAAAUGUAAUUCAGAAAAUGUCCUCACUUUUUACUUUUUAAAACCAUAUUCUUGAAUUGUGAGGUAACACAACUGUUCUCCUUUUAGAACAACAUUCGUAUGUCUUUGAUCUCUACAUUUGGAGAAUUCUUAUUAGCUUAACGCAUUCACGUUCAGGAAAAGUCCUACAAGGAGGGAGGAUUUUCUUAAAUGGGGGAAAAAAGGAAAACAAAAAAGGGACGCAGAGAGAGAGAGAGAAGAAAAAUCUUUCCCUGUUUCUUCCCUGAGGCUGAACUGUUUAUCACUCCAUCCUUGUUCGAUAGAAGUGAAUUUUAUAAUAAAAUUUUCCCUAAUCGGGCUCUGUCAGUGAGGUGUCUUAUCGUGGGGAGGAAAAUGACACCGAUCCUAUCGAAAAACAGAGACGAUGUCACAGUGUCCGCAAUCACAGCUACUCAGCCUCCAUAUCUACCUUCUCCACAAACACCAAGCACUGCUUUUUCAUAAGAACAUCAAAACCUAGCGAAGUCAUUAAAAUUGCACCCGCGUAGAGUUGCAGGGAUCAGCCGCACUAGCGCAAAAUGGGAUGUGGGAAAACAGACUCUCUAAAUGUGCUAAUUCCAUUGUCACGUGUUUACGGCUUAAUUUUAAUCAGUUAAAAAAGCCACACAUUGCAAUAAAUUGGCAUUAUCUUCUGUGACACCAGAGGACACAGUUGGUUCAAGGAUUUAGAGGGUCGCUGGCAACAGUAUAUAGUGUUACAGACAAAGUAUUUUUACGCUUGAACUACGGUAGCUAAGGUGCAAUCCCCAGUUAAGACUGCAAACAAAGACUAUAACCCACACAGUACUAAGUUCAACAUGCAGACCACCUUCAGCCUGGAGACAGUGUAGAAUGCUAAACUGAAUAGUGCUGAAGAACGUUUUCUAAUUUAAUGGUUAAAAGUAAUUUGCUGGCCAAUAUAAUUGAGGUUGCAGCUCAGUAGUGUUCUCUUAUGUGUUCUGUACCAUAAUGAAGAAAGAUCUAUUGGAAAAAUCCCUUUGCUGUAUUUGCAUUCAGUUUCUAAACUGGUGGUGCUUGUUUACAAUGUGCCAUUAGAUUUCUUCCUCAAAACUGUGCGUUGCAUUUUCUGUUCUUCUACUCACGGAAAUGGAGAUAAAUCACGCAACACGGACUGAAAUGUGAUAGUAGGAAUACUGCUGCUUCCAGGGAAAGGUUUAUGGAAACUUUAUGUUUUCUAAUUAGGUAGUACCACAGGUCACAUGAGAAUUGUGCAUGGUAUCCGUCUCUACUCCUCCCAUUUUCUUUCUUUUGCUUUCCCCCUCCCCCUUAGACUUGUUCUUUCGCUUGAAUAUGGCUGAUCAAAAUGUUUAUAAGCAGCAGGAGAAUUAUUUCUGUAGAGUAGUAUGAUCUAACUAAUAAACAUCCAUUUCAAUAAAGCCAUGUCUAUAAAAGUUGUCUAGUUUUAUUUCAAUGGAUCAAACAUGAAAAAUGUGUGUGACCAGUUUAAUUCUAGAAUGAGCAAACAGCAACCAAAGAAACAGUUGGAGUAGGGAUUUAACUUUUACGGAAUAAAUAUCUCUUUUCAGGCUAUAAGCAUGUCCGUGGCCAAAUACAUAUUUCUAUUUGAAUUAGCACUAAAGAGCGCUGCUAAAUAAAUACACAAAGCCAUUACUGCUAAAAACAAGAUGUGUCCAUUGUAGAAUGCAGGUUGUCAGUGCUGUUUCCUACAUCUGAUUUUUUGGCUUGGACAAUUUAGUGACAAGCAUGUGGUUGAUCAUUUCCAUGCAUUCUAAGCACUACAAACUCUUCAAAAAUUAAAUUGAAAAUGUCCCAAGAAACUAUUAAUAGUCAGCAAUCAACAGCAUUAGCAAAUAAAGUGAAAUUAGUGUAUGGUUUUCUUUUGCAUAUAAAGAAAUAGGAGUAUUUGACCUAUUUGUUAACAGACCUCCAAAACUGUUUCAGGUGGAACACAAAGGGACAACAUUAUCCAAGCUUGAGUUAAAUCCAGGAAUUUUUCAUUAAUUACAUGUUUACAAAAAACAAGAGAUGCUAACAAUGAAAAAAAAAAUUCUUUAAAUAUCUAAAAGAGGUUUUGCAGUCCUUAAAUUAACUGGUGCAUAAGUUUUUCUGAAUUUAAUAAAUAUUGUUUACUUAUUUAUAUAAAUUAUCUGGUUUUUCUGAAUUUAAUAUAUAUUUUUGUGCUGGCAGCUUUCUUACUUAUUUGGGUUUGUAACAUGAUGCAAGCCAUGUUAUUUGCACUUCUUACCUGCUUAAACAGCUUGAGUAAAUAUGCGGGGUCAUUUUAUUAAAAUAAUAGUGAAAAAAAAAGAAUGGAGUGUAAAUAUAAAACACUGUUCUUUUCUAUGUCUGGAUUAGCAGCGAACUCUGCAUGACAAAAAAAAAAGACUUCUUUAUGUCGGUAUACUUGGCUUUAUAAAACCAUUAUGACUUUGUUCUCUAAAACAGAAUACAAAUAUCUGAUUGUUAAAUAAGAUUUUGUUUGAGAGUUUUGCCUCUAUAUUUCUAUGGAUAUGUGCUUAUAUUCUGUUAGGAAGAAAGUGACUUCUUUGUUUUGUUUUUUUUUAGAAAGGCUUUUUAUUUUUAUUUUAAAUCUGUCAAAUUAACUAGGGGAGUGUUUCUUUAACUAAACAAACUGCACUGCUUGCAGUUCUCCCCAUUUCAGACCCCCUAAGAUUGCUCAGCUCACUUGGAACAAGGUUACAGGUCAUGACAUGUCAUAGCCAGGUAUUGGACACCCACCUGGAAUGAACAAACUGGUAUUUUCACCAGUCUGAAAUGUAUUACCCCGUUAUCUGGAGGCAUGAGCUGAUCAGUCCCUGUCUCUUUCACAUCUUCUCUCUCCCUGAUUUUUGCAGUCCACACUUAGAUCCUGUGCUUUAACUGGUUUGUGAUCAUAUUUAAGUGGAAUUACUGAAUUUGGUUGCUUUGGGUGAGGGUUGUGUUUGGGAACUGAGAAAGCUAAUUCGUGUUAAAUGCAUAUAUAGGAGGAGAGUAUUUGUUUGUGCUUUGCAUCCUUCUGUGCUACAGAAUUCACUCAUUACUUGUAUCAGAGUAGUAAAACAUUUUACACUGAUAUUUUGCUUUGAAAAUGAAAGUGUAAAUCUAAGUAGGUAUUUUGUCUCUGAAAAUAAGAGGGAAACCAAGCAGUAUUAAUGUACCCAAAUGGGCAUAUUAAAGGUGGUGAGGUGAAAUUGUCUUAUAUAUACACAUAUAUUUAUAUUCUUCAGUAUCUUUUAAUAAAGGUUGAGUGAAAUUCGUUGUUUCAGAUCUAGUCUUACAGAGAAAUAUCCAAAUAAAUUAUACUUAUUUAUUUAUUCUGCACAGAAUCACUUGGAUUUCAUGUUAUACGUUGUCAAUAAUUUAAUUAGUUUAGGUCUGUAAGUAUGCAUAUUCUAUCAAAAUAGUCCUUCAUUUAUGCAGCUCAUCACUUUUGCAAAUUGUAUGCAAGUUUGAUUAUCUAAAUGCAACAAAACCAGAGGGUUGGCACUCAUUUCUAAAACCAGAAACUUGCUGUGUUCUACUUUUGCACACAUAGGCUGCGCCAUUGAGCCACCAGUCAGAUAAAACUGUUUUCUGACUUGAUAUUGUGUAAUGGGUGGAACUAAAGAUGUACUUAACAGAACUGGAUAUCAGCAUCUUUUUGUGUCUGUUACCAUAAUGGAAUUUGGGGAAAAUAGAGCAUGUUUCUAAAUACCUACUUGUAACAUUAGUCAGUGUCUUAUAAGUUUGACCCUAUUAGGAUUUUUUGUGUCCAUAACUAUGCCAUAGAUACUUUUUAAUGCAGUGCUUAUAAAACACAGUUAUUUGUUCUUUUGAAGUGUAUAUCAAUUUGCUAUUAAACAUUUAUCUGCAUGCCAGGGAUAUUAAUAAUAAAUUUACAGAAAAAAAGCAUAUGGCUAUAUUUGAGUAACAGUUAAAAAUACAGUGUUAAUAAUAUGCAAGUUUUUCCUGAACAGUAUUUAAACUUAAUUAAUUUUAAAAAGGUGUCUGUUUUUCUAAUUAAAAUAACUUUAUCAAAAAGUGCAAAGAUACUUUAAUAUAUAUUUUCUUAUAUAUCAACAUAUAUAUAUGUUUUUAUAUCUAUCUAUACACGUGCAUUUAAUUUAGGUAUUGAAUUUUAUCCAUAGUCUAAGAUCAACCAAUUAACCUCUCUAUCUGUGAAAGGUAUUUUAGAACUCAAAGUGAAUAUUGUUGCUGCUCAAUUGAAGAUGUAAAAUGUCCUGUAAAUCUAGGCAAAAGAUUCUUCUGUUCUGCUUAAUUUGUAAUACACAUUAAUAAUAUGUUUGCAUAAACACUACCACAUCUAAUGGGGGAGGAGGGGGCAGGAUUUCUGAGCAGGCUGUUCAGUAUUUUUUUGUUUAAAUGGGGUUUGUCUUCCUUCAGAGUUAGAUAUUUGUUAUUUUCAUUUUCUGAAUCAGAAGGUUGUAAGCACAUUUCUAUGAAACUAGCAGUCACUUAAUGAUGUGAAGGUAUUAGAAAAAGAGGGAAUUACCUUCCCUUAUGGAACUAUUAAACCUUCACUUAAUGACUGAUUAAUGAGAUAAACUUCAUACUGUGUAGAUCUGUGAUGCACUGUUACAGAUACUCCAUUUUUUUCAUAAAACCUUCUGUUUAGAAAUGUGUGUGGUUUAUUUUUGAGUGCCAGUUUGGUUUAUGUAGAUAGUCUCUAUUUUUUCUGACUGCUGUCAUUACAACUGGUUUUGCAAUGGUGGCUGUGUCUGUGUGUUUGCUCUGUUUAUGAAGCUUUGUAAGGAAAAUAGGGUUGGGGGGGUGGUUUGCACAUGUUCUUAAAUAAUUACUUGCAUCUUUAAAAUCUUGUUUUCUAUUCCUGUGUCGUCUUUUUCUUUCUUGUGUUACCAAAUUCAAGAUCCAACGUAGCUGAAACACAAAUUCUGUAUGGUCCUUAUAAGAUCCAUUCUUAUGAAACAGAAUACUUUUUGAAAUGUUCAUUUUCCAAACUCUUUCAUAUUAAUUUCAAAUGCUGUAAUAAUAUAGUGUAAUUUUAUUUUAAUGUGAUACUAUGGGGGUAUUAUGCUGGCUUUUUUAUAAAUUUAGAUGUUGUGAUUUUGUAGUUUUUUGUUGCCAGCAUAUAAUGUUGCAUUCUAAAAAUAUGCUGUCACUUAAAUGUGUAUGUACUUAAUUUGGUAAGGAGACAUAUGUCUGUGAUCACUAAAAAGGCAUAGCAGAAAUUACAGUAUAAAGAGCAACUGACAGAGCCAUUAGGUUUGAACUAAUCCUACCUUGUAUUUAUAAAAUAAUAACAGAAUAAUCAGAAACUCCUCCUUGUUUUCCAGUAUAUUGAAACGAUAUCGUAUAAAUGUGAUGUGGUGCAUGGGGCAAUGUUUAUUUUGUGCCAGUGCUGCUGUGGUUAGGAAAUCUACUGUAUCUGCAGCUUUUAUUGUGUAUAAUGCAGUCCAGCAGAUCUCUGGCCUUGUAAUUAUUCUUAUUAUACAUUACCUUACAAUUUCUAAUACCAUAACACUAAGGAUCCUUGUCUUGGAUGAAGGCCCUGUUGUACUAUUUGCUAUGCAAAUGUAGGGAAAAAAUUGCUUCCUAUUCCAAAAACCUAGCAAUCAGACAGGGAAAGAUGGAUGAGGAUUAACAGGUUAUAAAGGAAAAGAAGAAGAGUGAUGAUCAGCAUCUUGCUGCAUCAGUGGUAAGAUUUUUGCUGGGUUUUUCUUUUCUUCUCACAAAAUUUAUAGCAAUAGAGUUUAACAGGAACUUACAAAGUUCAUAAGGAGAAAUAGUAACUGUAAAUGUAACUGAAAGAUAAUUUUAGGUGGGCCUGAAAAUCUUCCCACUGUAAUGGACAGUGACCAAGAGAGAGAAGAGUAUUUGCUUGCAGAUUUGAUUGGAAAAUUGGUCACUUGGGCUGGUCAUACAUACCUGCGAAGAGGUUGAGUGGUAUACUGAAUAAAAAUUGAUAAAAAGUGCAAUUGGCAUGGCCUUGAAGAAUGGCACCUGAAAUUUGAUGUGGGAAAGGAAUGAAAUUGGAGGCAGGAGUGAAGGAAGUAGCAGGAAUGAAAGCACUGCAAAGAGAGAGAUAAGUUGCCCAAACCACUGGCUAGAAAAAUAAUGAUUUUAUCAAAGCCAGGGAAGAGAUUAUUUGAAUAAUCAAUGAAAAGCUGAUGAAAGCCAGGACAGAAGAUUUACAUAUCAGUUGAUAGAGGAGUCUGUAUUUCAGUGUUAGCAGGAAAUAAUCUACAAGAUUUUAGACUGAGUCUGGUAAAAAGAACAUUAAAAUUGUGCUUAAAUAUUGCAGUAGGAGCAAUGGUACCAGGUAAAAGAGAAAGGAGGUAACAGGGAGAGCUGGGGACAGUAGAAAGUUUAAGAACUCUUUUCUAGUUGUGUUGGGCUUGAAACAAAGGCUGGAUAUAUUCAGGUAUGUCCCUAUGAGGCAAGUCUUCCUCAAUCAUUUCUUUUUUCAUUAAAACUAGAUUCUACUGUUGAUAGUCUCAUUUAAUUCAGAUGUCAGAUAAGUACUUAGCAUAAUAAAUCAAGAGGCUAGAACAAAGUUAGGUAGCCCAACAAACUUUCCUCUGCCUCAUGCAGUAUGCUAAGUAGUGUGUUAUGAUAGAUAAAGUGGACAGGAAAGGCCAUGAUAAAAUGACAUGUUUAUUCUUCAUAUCAUCAAAGCCCAUGGGAGGAAUUUUUUCCAGGUUUGUUUUUUUUAGGGAAAUGGCUGCACAUUCUAAUAGAGGUGCACACUUCACGUUUUUCAAUAAUUUGACUCUAACAGCACAGGUCUUGAAUAUUUUGAAGUGUGGCAGAUCCAAGGCUUGGUUGUUGAACUUCUAGAAGCAAUGGUGGAAUGUGUUAGAACGAUUUGUUUGCUUCAAUGCUAAGGAUGGGCUGAGAGAUGCAAGAGAUAAUUAUUUGCUAUCAUGGGAAACAUUUGAAAUAACUCCUGCAGCCUUACAGGGCAUGAUGAGAUUUUUUGUAUCUUUUGUAUGUAAGACAUAUCUUUUGUUGUACAUCCAGAUGCAUACAAUUUCUCACUCCCUCUUUUUUUCCCCUCUGUUUAUAUAUAAACAUACAUUGAUAGUUAGGAAAGAAAUCCUCUCUAGUUUGUGACCAUAUAAAUAGGGGAUGGCUGAUUCUAAUGAAAUCUCUGUAAAAUGAGGCACAGGCUCUUUCAGACACGAGAAUAGGCUUGUGUUCCCAAUUGUGUGUGUGUGUGAUUUCAAACUAUUACCUUUCCACUUUGGGGGAGCUGGGUUAGUACUGUGGCAGUGGCAUGUUCAGUUGAGGCCUUCAUUGAGUAGAGUAUAAUGUUUGAUUUUGAAGUUGGUAUCAUCCAGACUUUGUAAAAUGAAGAAAAAUCCAGUAAAAUUUUAAUAGGGUAUUUAUUAAAGUGUUUUGUUUCCUAGACAUGGUUCACUAUUGCAAUGAUCCAUAAAUGCUGCGCAGAGAUUUACAUAGCAAGUGGUGUCAUUUCUUUCCUAAGAAUUUUAAUUUUGGGUUCUGUGACUGAAGAGGCUUGCUUGCACCACUCUGUACUCAUCUCAUCUCUUCAGAUAUCUCUGUUCCAGAUAUCUUCAUAGACACAUGCUAUUCCUAAGGGCUUUACUGAAAAGGUUGGAUUUGCACUGUAUAGUUUCAGAUUCAGCAUUAUCUACUCAAUGUUUUUUUGUGGCCAUUGUCUUGCAUGUGCCAUAGGGAGGGAAAGUAAUAGGAUAAAUCUGUAUUUAAACUUACCUGGAAAGUGAGGAGAGAAACUGUUGUCAUACCUGAUGGAGAAAAAUGUUCAGACAUUGACACAGUCCAUAAAUUCAUAGGUUUUAAAUAUGGAGGACUAUUAAAUCAUUGUCUCACCUAUUAUGUAAAACAAAGCCAGCAAAUCUCACCUAAUUAUUUCAUUAUUUAACUUAAUAAGUUGUAAGCAUGAAAAUAGCUUGUCCAGAAAAGCAUCCAUUAGUUUGAAAGUAUCAAGAGAUGGGAAGGCCAGCUCUUUCCAUAGUAAUCAUUCCAAUAGUGACUCAGUCUGCAUUUAAAGGAGCAGGUGAUUCUGUUUCUAAUCUGAGUUUGCCAAGCUUCAAAGUUAAAUCCUAAAUCCUUCAUAUUCCCUUUCCUGGCAGAUUGGAGACUCUAUUAGCAAGUGGAAUGUUUUGCCAUAAAAAUAUUUAGAACCAUAAAUUAAACUUCUUUUGAGCUUUAUUGUGAAACUGAAUUCCUUAAAUCCCUCAUUGUAAAAUAAGGUUCUUUGCCCACAAUUUGUCGAUCUUUUCUGUGGCCCUUGUCUGUACUCUUCAAUUAUUCAAGACCCUUUUUAAGAUACGGAGAGGAGAAGUAAGGCACUUUCAAUUCAGUCUGGUGAUGUAUUUCAGGGGAGCAUGAUUCACAGGUGAUUCACAAAGAUUAUGCAAGACAUGAGGCAGCUUCUGUGUUGCUUUUAUGUUUCACGUCUGCCAAGUUAUGACAGUGUGUCAUACGAAUUCUGGUUUACUUUUUUUGUCUAACUGUAGAAAGUGUGGUAAAGCAUCAAGAGAAAGAGCAUCCUGAGCACCCAUUUUUUAUGUUUUUCUCCUCCUAAAUAUGCAGUUCCCAGAGCCGAGAUCUACAGAAGUAUAACUUAUACUUGUGAGUAUUGUAGAAACUUCUGUAGAUUGUAGAAUUUGGUACUGCGAGUACAGUCCACCACUUGUCACUUGUGCUGGUGACACUGACAUCUUCAUAACAGACCCUAGUCUAGACUAAAGAGGGUAAAACUUGUUCAUACCUUUCCUGUCCUCUUUCUGCUGUAAUCAUGGGGUUUGUCAAAUGACUGCAGCUCUGUGUCUGAAGUGGGGUGACAUUUUUUGCUGCCUAUGAAUAGCAGUGAUCCCUGCAAGCUUUUUGCAUUAUGAUUUGAUGGUGGUAUUAGAGUUUUAAAAGGGGAUGAGGCCUAGAGGCCAUAUGCUUCAAAGCAGCUUACCUGCUUUUUCAGUGUGGUACAGUGUGUCCCUCUUGCAGAAGAAAUGCUUGAAUCUAAACUUUUUUCCAGCUAUGUGAAAUAUUGACCUCUCUGCUGCAUUCUGUGAGUUACAGGGGUUUGUUGUGUUCAGAAGCAGGAGCAUCCUGAAGGAUGUCCUGCUUGGGAACUUAGUUAAGUGCUAUGUGCAAGGUGGAAGAGUGGCAUGAUGGGGUAGGACAAAAUGUAUUGCUUUUUGUCUGCAUUCAGUUUUUUGUCAUGUUGAGAAACAGCUGUGUAAGGAGAUGCCAAACCUGUAGAAGGAAUACAGCUGGGUUGUGGGAUUCUUGCACUUCGCUCUGGCUAUUUCAGAGGAUGUUGUAGGGCCAAAAAUUGUGAUCUAAUUGUCCAAAAAUGGGCAGGUAGGUCAUAAAUUACUUCAGCUUUGAAAUAGAGUUUUUCAGAAGGACAAGAACAAUCAUUCUUACCUUUAUUAGCAUCUAAACAAAUAUCACAAGGAGAUUUCACAGGCCAUCUCUUCUUGUGUUUCUUUCAGGCUAGCACAAUUGUGUUCCUACAAUACCCUGUAAAGCUAAAAAUGGCUUAACUGUGGAUUUCAAUUUUCAAAUGGAGCGCAAAGAAAACCAUUUUAUCCAUCAGGAUUUGUUUCAAUGACUAUUUUUUAAUCCAGAAUAUCUUGGCAGUGUUAGUUACAGAAUGGAGAUUCUCAACUAAGUGUUGAAGCACAGUGUAUUUUUUAUUUUUUUUACUCCAGGUAUUACAUUUAAAGUGUGUGAAAUUUAUUUCCUGUGUUUUAUUUCUGUCUUUACGUUGCACUGAGGAAAUCCAAACUGUGUUGGUGGGGCUGUCAAUGCCAUCAUUAUCAGGUUGGGUUUUGGAAGCCAUUUUGCUACUGUGUGACCUUUUAUUCCAGUCAGUAAAGUCAGUGGAUUUGUGUGGUGUACAACUGGAAUAACACAGUAGUGAGUGGGACUCCAGAAAACAGCAGACAGGAACAUAUUGAUAUAUUUAUCACUUUUAAAAGGUUAUGACAGGUUCCAAUGGCCUAAGUAAAGAAGUUUCUUAUUGGUUUACUUAAACAUUGCUUAAAUAUUUGAUUUUGUGAAUCAUAUAAGUCAUUAAAUAUUUAUAAUAAGUUUAUACUAAAAACCUGCCUUUAAUUGCUGAAUCCAUAGAAUUUAUAACCUGCAAUGCUUUCUUAUGCUUGCCUCACCUGCCAGGGUUUUGCAAGGGAUCUCAGUUUAUCCUUGUGCACCCAUCAUAUCCAUGGCACAUCUGGGUGACGGAAGGGCAGGGGAGCAGCCUCAGCUCAGAAAUGCUUCCUAUGCCUCUUUUUCAAACCCAUAUGUUUUCCAUAGCCACGUUUAUUGGCAUUAUUAUUACUAUUUUAAUAUAUCUGUGUACGUGCAUGUAUUAACAGUGCCAGGGAUGUGUCAGCAUUCAGUUUUUGUUGUCCUAAAUGCUGCUGUUUGUGUGUGCAGUCCACGCAGUUCAAUCUUUCAGUCCUGUGCAUUUACCAACCAUUCAGGCUCUGUGCAGUAUUCACACAUAUAUUAUGUAAAAUAAAAUAAUAAUAAUAAAAAGAAAAACAUUAUGAAGACUGGGGGGGGCCUGUGGAUGGAUUAUUACAAUUUGCCUAUCAUAGUAAUGACACCUGUUAGAGGUGUGAUACAAAAGGCAGUGACAGGGAGUGUAAUUUAGUAAUUGUAGCUAUUGUGCUGUGUAGCUGGUCAGUUCACCAGGCAAGUACAAAGAAACCAGUGUUAAGGCUAAGCAGGGGUGGGUAAGCUUAAUAGACAGAGCUAGUGCUUUACUGAAAGAAACUUUUGGUGGAGGGCUAGCUCCCAGAGGGAAGGAGUUAGAAUGGGUUGAAAAGAAUGAACAAAAGCAUAAAAAUGGUACAGGUUUUCCCAUUUCUCUUAAAGUGACAGGGGACUUCUGGUGAUGAGCAUGGCUUGCUCCACUGGCCAAAGGAGAAUGAGGGGGAGAGGGAAGCUUUUUGAAAUACUGGGAGGGUGCUGAUUUAUUGCAGCUGCAGAACUGAGGUACACCCAGGCCAGCAGCUGUCGCUUUCUUACUGAACAUCACAGCUGGCUUUGGCAAAUUUUUCCUAUUAAGGUAGUGACAGAGAGGUAACGGGGUCAGAAGGUAAGUUUGAGGGGUCGCAGAGAGCCACUGCUGGCAGGUCAUAAACCUGUGCCCUGGACAAAUCUGCAUGUGCAUAUAUGAUUUGAGUGUUCAUUUGGAUGGCAAGCCUGCCAACUGCGAGUAUUUGAAGACUUAACUGAGGUCUGAAAAGUUAACUAAGGUCUUCAGUGGCUUCUUUCCUGGUAUAGAGAAGCCAUAAUAUUCAUGGAGAUUUUUUAUGUUAAAGGAACUCAGGAUACAAGGAUAAUUUGUUACUAGUUCCUUUGUAAAUGCAUUUGUUUUGUAAGCUGUUUGGAACACAGACCUCAUCUUCCACACCUUGGGCACAUCAUGAAUACUCAAUACUUUCUUAAUGCCAAAAUCAUUGUUUUUGAUCAUAUCAUGAACCAAAGAACAACACAGACUACACAAAUGAAUCUCUUUCCUGGUGCAGUAUCCCUGCAGACCCCUAACAGACUAUGUAAAAUACAUAACUGUUAAUUAAUUUCCUGUUUCUGUAAUUAUGAAAAUGCUAAAGCGCUUAAAGACUUUUCAUACCAGACCUAUCUUUUUUUUUAAAGUAAUUUGAGAUUGUCUUUAUCUCUUCUCCCUCCACCUCCAUGUGUAUAUUUGGUUUUCCACACAGUAUAUUAGUCUUUCUUCAUGUGAACCUGUAAUUAUUGAACAAAUUGUUGUCACAAUGAAGAACCUCUUAGACGUUUAUGAGGAUGCAUUAGAAAACAAUAGGCCUGAGAGAUAAGUAGUGAACACAGCACUGAAACAUAUUAAGGCCAGAUUGAGUCAUUUAACAGCUUUGAGAGAACAAGGAAGUAGCCUCAAGUUAACAAAGGUCUGCACAGCAGGGUGUUUAUGCCAGCUAAUACUAAUUCACAUUUGCUAAACAGUGUAAACAGAUUUGCAGGCAACACCAGGCAUCCCAUUUAAAAGGAUUAGGUGUGCUGCUUCCCUAUUGUCUGGGCUGAGGAAUGUGGGGUGCUCAAUCUGCUCCUGGCAAUUAGCAGACACACCCUUGGUUCAAAGCCAGUGGCAGGGCAUUUAAUCCAUUGAUUGGAAAGGUAAUAUUUCUUUGAACUCAGAAGCUUGUCCCGUGGUGUAACCUGCAUCCUUGGUGACCCCACACCUCGCUGUUAAAAGUGACCAUGCACUAUAUGUCAACCAGGCAGUUGAUAAAAGUAUUUGGUGUUCAAAAUCUAUGCCAGCUGGCAUAUUGAUUUUGUUGCAGUCAGUUUGCCAUGCUGUAAGAGGAAGGGAAUACCUAUAGCUUUGUAAUCAGAGUGUGAAAGCAAAUAUAUUAUAGCAAAAGCCAACUAUUACAUAGUUGUUUAUAACAAGAGCAAACCCAAGUAUUAAUAAAUGGGCCAUCCCCAUGCUCUAAUGGUAAGUGCAGGGUGUUGCUUAUGUUCACAGUGCACAGCCCUUACUAGCAACUUCUUUUUUUUUUUUUUUUUUUUUUCUCAGCAAAGGUUAAAAACACAGCAGAGGAUUCAUGUGAUAUACAUGCUAUUAUCUGUAGGAAGUGAUUCAUGUUACCCUGGAGCUGGAGAAACUCCUGCAUUCCUUGUAUCCUGUCAUUCAGAAAGGCUAUUUCCAGGCUCCUCCAGCUGGCUGGAGGGUCAAAACAGCAGAGUUCCUCUGAGUCUUGGAAGAUAGUUAAAGAACCAGUCCCAGAGGCACCUUCCUAGAAAAUUUUUACAAAAGAAGGUUGUGUCUAAACAGGAGAAGAAUGAGCUUGUAUUCAGCCAAGCACUUACGUAUUGUCUGCAGGCAUCUGGAUUAAUUGCAGAUUAUAUGCCAAAGUAGAAUAGGGUUUUGUGCCAAUAGAAAGGAGCUGAAGCAGUGUGUGUGUCACUGGGUGAUUUCCCUGCAGUCUCUGCUGGCCUUCUGCUGGCUGGAGAGGGAGCUGGUCAUAGUGCUGAGCUGCUCUGUGGAGGGGAGAGCUUGGUGCAGGCUGACAGCAUGGGGUGUGCACACUCCAGGAAUCAUUGGAAUCCACAGAAUCCUGGAGGGAUCUGGAAGUUUUUCAAAGGUCCCAGCUGGCUGUUGUGAGCUGUUUCAAACACUGACCCCUUAGGGUCACUGCUAUGGAUUAGGUUGGUACAGGCUAAUUCCACAAAUCCUGGUGGUAAAAGCCUUACCUGGUGCACACUGAGCUUCAAAUCUGCCUGUGCCCCUCUGGCAUGAUCAGUACCUGUUUUACCAGUGACAGCGUGUCAGAAAUCCAUCUUUAACUAUUUAGGGAUGUCUUCUUUCAAAGCUUCUCAGACAUGUAAAGCAUGUUCCUGGAAGUAGAAAUAUGAAGUUCACAGAGCACAGAUGAAAGGGAUUUGGCACUGGAUUCCAUUUUCUAAGAAAAGUAAAAGAAUAUCCAGUCUCUGAAACCAAAGUUUUGAGGGCUGUUCCACUCACUGUCUUUUAGGUUAAAGUAUUGUGCAUAAAAUUAUCAUAUAAGGUGUAAAAGAAGGUUUUUUUCCAACACACAAGAAGUUUGAUCAAAGGCAAUGCACCUUUUCCUGAGUGCAGCCUUUAUUUCUCAUGAAAUCACUGGGGCUCCUUGGUGGGUUAAAGGCAAGGAUGUGGCUGCAGCCCUGCUUGUGGCCACAUUCAACCUUCCUGGAGUCAGACUCAGUGUUUGUGUACAGUGUUUAAAGGAUAAUGGCACUAAACACAGCCCUCACAAACCACGGUAAUUACUUCUACUGCUGAAAAAACCCAGAACAUGAACAAAAAUAUCAUAGGAAAGCUAUUUCUAACACUAGUGCUGCUCUUUAUGGCUAAGUGGCAGCCAUCGCUUUUUUCCUAAAUUAUGUGUUCUUUUUUCAAGCAUUUAGAUGAUGCAAACCAGAUUUUUGUGGCAGCAUUAUUGCUUAUAGCCAAAAGAGCAUUCAAGGAAACACUGUAUUUCUGCUAAAUUGCCAUUUAUUCAGAACACUCUUGAGUUGUUUAUCUUUUUCAUUCUCCUGACAAAUCAAGUAGCCAUUGAGCCUGUAUUUCUGAGUAUAAGUUCCGUGAUAAUUUUAGUAAAAGUAAUAGCUACUGUCUAUGUUUUGGGGCUGAGAGUAUGCAGAGUUCUGGGUUUCGUUUUAUUUUUAAAAGGAAAACUUCCCAGGAAAAUUGUUUUUCCUGUUUGACAGUAAAAGUUUGUUUUGGAACUUCUUCCUGAAGUUUAAAUGUUGUAAUAGAAAUUUUGUUGAUGUAGUUGCACUCUAGUUAUUCUACAGUUUGCUUAGGGGUUUUUUUUGGUUUUUUUUGGUUUGUUUUAUUUUAUUUUUUUUUACUGAUCUCUGGACUGAUGCUUUUAGUUUAAAAAAAAAAAAGUAUUGUGAGCAUUCGCUAGAAAAAUUCUGUGAAUGCCUUUUAGGUUUUCAUGUUGCUUUUUAUUCGCUUUGAAUGUUCCUAAUAGUAAGUGCUUAAUGGAGUGAAUGUUCCAGAGGAAAGAAAUGGUAAGAGAUAAUCAUGCAAAGGUAUGUAAUUUGAAUAUUUGUCCCAGGCAUGUGAAUAUGAAAGUUCUUUGGGGUUCAUUCAGGUUGCAAGUAAGAGCAAUAACAUGAGGUGGAGGUGAUUAAUCAAGUGUUGCAGAGAGAAAAAUAUGAAUUACAAGUAAUCAAAACAGUAUCUAGGACAAAUGGUUCACAGGCAAUCCACAGGCCACACAUGUUCACAUGAACAAAUUAUUGAAUUGUUUCAAGGUGAGGACAUUUGUAUACAUGGAUAUCUUUGUAUGCAGUCAUCAACAAAAAAUGUACUAAUACACUUGCAUAAGUCAUUUACUUUAUAGAUGCUAUUAAGUUCCUUUUUUGAAAUAGACCACUGUUUCUGUUUCACCUCUAAAGAGUAGGAAGUACAAUCUUUACCUUAGAACUGACUUAAGCCUUUUGCAUUAAAUAAAGCAAGCUGACAGUCAGCCCUAUCCAAUGCAUGGCAUAACCCUGAAAAAUACUCUGUCAUUCACCUUUGACCACAGUGCUGUGUUUAACUUUGACAUAUUAAAAUGCAUACUGAAGGAUCAAGUUAAAUAUAUUUUUAUUUGUGUUUUGAUUUUUUUGUCAUUCCUGCAGUGCAUGUCCUCUUAUUCUGCUGCUUGGCAUAACUGCUAGUUCCCUACUUCCAGGCAGGUUUUAUAGGGAUAUUUUUUAUCUUUUCUAGGCACUGUAACUCUUAUAGCUUCAUACUUUUUAAUUCAAUUAAAGUGAAUUAAGUUUACCUUGGGAUCUUUGGAGCCCCUUAGAGGGCUCAGCUGAUUAAUUACUGUGCAAAGCAGAUUGUUAAAGUAACUAUGUUUUUAUGCAGUUUCUCUCUGCUUCUGUAAUUCAUAGGCAUUGAUACUGGAUGGGUGAGGUUAAUGUGGGAGACAUGUUCCCACAAGCUCGCUGACUGUGUGACUUUUCUCUCCUCCCCAGACAGAAACAGGUUCCUGAGGGUGGGGACCAUUUGGGAUCCCUUCCUGGGCUGUGAGGUGUCCCCUCCAGUGCAGUGAAUUUUCUCUGUCAGCCCCAAGUAGGUGACCAACAGAGGAAUCAGGAUGGCUUUAUGAACAUGUCCUUAUGAAUUUAGUAGCAAAUGAACUUUGUAAUGCAGACUACAGGCUGAAGUUAAUUUUAUUUAUGGUUUUAGUUGUAGCAACAAUAGCCCAAGCUAGAAAAUAUAUCCUACUUGUUAUCCACACUCCUGAAAUGUGUCGUGUCUGGGACAGCAGAGAGCAGCAGGGUAAGGAAUGACUGAGCUCCAGAGAAGCUCUGCUCCUCUCUGGGUUCACCCAGGUCAGGGGUUUAGUGGUUUGUGUAAGUGGAUGUGGUCCUGCUCUUGAGCCAAACCAGACAGGCCUUAGUAGAGACAUGGCAUCUAGUUAUACACUUCCUUAUAUGACAAAUUAAAGUGGCUUAUACAACUCUUGGGCACAUUUAUCCCAUCCCUCUGCAACCUUGGCAGGCUCAUGGCAACAAACCAGACUCGGUUUUGAGCCAGGCAGUGCAACAGAGUGUAAGGGUCGCUUUGAAGGGAAGGGAAACCACCUGUGUUGGGCCUGGCUUGUAAUUUUAUUGGAUGCAACUGCACAGUGUGAAUAGGGAAGGGGAAGACACCCUGUGUUCAGACACCCUGUGGCUGAAGUUGUAGCUGUGCCCGUGGCCCGAGCAGAGGGAAUGAGGAGGUCUCAGCCCAGCACAGGCAGUUCACUGGAGUUCAUCCUCACUCACCUCCUCCCCUCAUACUCCAGCAUGAGCCAGAGUGAAUAAAACCCAUGAGAGUGAAUAAACCCCAUCCUUUUCUGGGGAGAAGGAAAAUGGCUAGUGCAGGCUCAGAACGGGGAUUUCCAAAGUUAAUUCAGACCUGUAGGGGUGAAGUCCAGUAUCAGUCUCUUCAAACGGACCUGGGAUUUCCAAACCUAAAUCAGGUUUGUAGGGACAAAGUCCAGUGUUAUUCUCUGCAAAAAGAAUGUGUGGCCAGCAGUUUAUGUGGUAAUAAACUGUGACCCUGUGUGUGCAUAAGCUCUAUUCAUUUUUAAGUUUUCUGUGAUUUUUUUUUUUUAAAUGUACGAUUUGUCAUUUUUGUUUGACAGCCAGAGAGGUUCUGAGAAGGGAGGAGAGCUGAGAUGUUAUGUACCUUCCUCUUUUGGGGUGUAGGCCUCAUUUUAUGGAACUAUUGAAAGUUCUCACUAGUUUUGUCUCUUUUGGAAGUGCAACAGAAAGUCACUGUUGCACUGAUGUCAUCAAAGAAAAAUGAGCUGGUAUUGAGCUGAAAAGUGCAUAAAAAGUUUAUAGAUCUUUUAAAUAAGUUUUACCAUGGACUGCUGCAGUGGAUUUUGACUUGAACAAAACCAAAUCAGGUGUUAAACCUUUCCACAUUGAUAUGUUGUAAUGGUAAGUGGAACUUUAAAGACAGUGUUGAGAGAGGCAAAGUGCUCCAUGAAGGGCCCUGGCGACGUGCACUGCAGGGGGAUCCAGAGCAGAAGCAGGGCUGGGCCUGCCAGAAAUCCAUGCUAAAACUCAGUUAAACAGGGCCAUUGCCAAGAAUUUAUCACACAUCUGUUUUGCCUUGAUUUUAUAUUUAAUUAUCACCUGCAAAAAGUCUGAUUUCUAAGCAUUAAUUAUGAAAUUAAUAAAAGAGUUUACAAGGCAGUGCUGUAAUGCACUCUGGGGUGUGUCCUGCUGGAGCGGGGCCAUUUCCGAAGUUGUUGAAGUUGUUGCUCAUAAAGUUUGUGCUUCAGUUUGUGGUCAGGACAGAACAAUGUCCCAGGAAAAAUACUGUGUAGUUCUGAUAGUCCUACCUGGCAGAAAGCUAGCUGCCAUGGAGGGCCCCAGAAUGUGUGUGGGUCAUGCAUAUAGCAGGUGUCUACUGAGCCAGAGGUGAUGUGGCACCAAAGUUGUGAAAGCUUCCUCAUAAUCACUGCUCUCAUAUUCACUCUUGUCUUUCCUGGGAAGUUCACACAGAAGAUACUUGAAUAUGUUAAAUAUAUUCAGGUUAAGAUGCUGCAGUUUCUUUAAAACUUAUAUUAUUAUGGUUAUU